GCUGGCGCAGUCGGAGUCGGCUCGGGGACAGUGCAGUCGAAUCGGCGGAUGCCGCUGGGACCUGCUCUGCUCUAUAUUUCAUGCUCGACAGCGGAAUCGGAGCUUUUGGUUGUAGGCCCUGCCGCUGCUCCGUACUGCUGCACAUGGAGCCGGAGGGCGGAUCGUAGGCAGCAGAUCAGAUCGACGAGUGCUUCCGAUAUCGGCGACGACGACGACGACGAGCGCUAGAUUGCUCGUCCGCUCGCUCGCUCGCCUUCUCUUCCUCGACGACGACGAUAGCCGCGCGCGCGAGCGAGCUUUGGUGCGAUGGAGACCGGUGGGCCGUAGGAGGCUGUGUUUCUCUUCUCUCGAGCUGAAGCGGAGGCUGGUGGAGGAGGAGGAGGAGGAGAAGAAGAAGAAGGUUGUGGUGGUGCGAGUGGUUCUCAUUUGGCAAUUGGGCGAGGAGGAGGAGGAUUUAGGAGGAGGAGGAGGAGGGGAGGAGAAGCUUGAACAGGGUGCGCCGUACAUGGAGGUGGGAGCUGCCGAUGGGUCGGCUUCUUCUGCUUCAUCAUCAUCUUCUUCUUCUUCGUCGUCUUCGUCUUCGGCUUCGUCUUCGUCUUCGGCUUCGUCUUCGUUUGCUUCUUUUGUCACGUCCUGCCCGGAAUUGUGUUCUGUAAUGCAGAAAUCGAAAUGCUCUGGCUCCGCAUCCUCCUGCUCCUCGUCCCGCGGGUGGAAGUAUGUGUCGCUGGGACUUGUUCUUCUUUCGUGCUCCUCGUUGCUGGUCGCGACUUCUCAUCGGCACGAGUCCGGAUUUCGAGUUGCGUCGUCUUUGGAUACCUCGUUUGCCUCUCUUGCCAACCUCUGGUCUGUCUUGUGGCGCUCUGAAAGUGAGAUUCCUGUGAGAAUUCUCGAUCGAAGGCAACUGGGCCAAGUGGAGGACGGUAGUGCGGCGUCGAUCAACAAUGUGGGGCAUGGGGCUGGUGGAGAGAAGGAAUUCGAUGUGGGUUUCGACAAGGGUGAGUCCAAGGUGACCUCUGAGAGUGCGGAAUAUGAGAGUGUAACGUCGAUCCGGAAUGUAGGCGAUGGCGACCACGCUCGGGGGAUGAGCGCUGGAGAUGGUGGUAUUGAGAAGGAGAGAGUUGAGGGGGCAGAUGGAGCCGAGCACAAUAGGUCCAGUGAAACCGACCUCAAGGCCGUCGAGCACACGGCAACCACGGGAGUGGAGAAGCUCCUGAAUAGACUGGAGGAGGAUGUAGUUCAGGAUGAAGAUGGGCGAUUCAACAAGACAAUAUCCGCCCAAGAAGGUGUACUCGAAACUGUUGCUCGAGUGGGUGGACACUCGUUUGAUGAAGAGGAUGAGUCCAACGAGUCUGGCUCCGAUACCUCGACACUGGAAAGCGAACAGGACAAAGGGUUGGAAUCGGUCAAAGUUCAAAAUACUGCUCAGGAAGAUGUGGGGAACUUUACGGACACGAGGGCGAAAGAUCUUGCUGGAACUGAGUCGACUUGGCUGGACAUGUUCACGCGAGAGUCGGAACAGCCUCGCAAUGUGGAAGCACCACCGGAGGCAAAAAACGCCUCGGUUACACAACAGCAGAAGAAAAAUGCCACUCGGAUCAGGCCUUUUGAAGAGAAUGCAGGGUAUCACCAAGUAGAGGAUGUGCCCAGGUUAAUAGAUCGGGAAGAUAACGAGUACGUGAUCAGCAAUCCAGGGAAAAACCGGAUGAAGCUUCAAGAAGAUCUCACGUUGAUCUCCGACAUCAUUGUAGUCAUCGUUGCCGCUGCUUUUGGAGGAACGAUUUGUGGCUUGCUGGGGCAACCUGUCAUACUCGGCUACCUGGCCGCUGGAAUGGUUGUUGGACCAGGUGGCCUUCACCUUGUUCACGAACUGGUGCAGGUCGAGACUUUGGCUCAGUUCGGGGUCGUCUUUUUACUCUUUGUUUUGGGAGUGGAGUUCAAUCCCGGCAAGAUGCAGGGCGUGCACGGUGUGGCGCUGGGAGGUGGGUGCCUCCAGAUCGGCGCUGCAAUGCUCUUAGGAGGGCUACUAGGCUCGUCAGUACCUCAAGGUGUUUUCAUCGGGGCGUUUCUGUCCAUGUCCUCGACCGCAGUCGUUGUCAAGUGCUUGAUGGACUCUAAGAUGGGAAGCACAGAACAUGGGCAGAUCAUGCUGGGAACUCUGAUCCUUCAAGAUUGUGCUCUCGGACUUCUUCUGGCGAUUAUGCCGGCUCUUGCUGCCAAAGGCAGUGGUAUAAUCACUUUCGCUGUUGCUCUUUCAAGAGAGGGAAUGUUGCUGCUGGCGUUCUGUGCUGGCGCAUGGGUCGUUGCAAAAUACUUCAUUCCUCGCUUUUUGCGGUCUCUUGUGCAGCUAACGAAGUUCAAUACAGAACUUUAUCUCAUAGGGGUUAUCGGAGUCUGUCUUCUUCUAGCACUGAUAAGCCAGAGCUUGGGCCUCAGUCUAGAAGUGGGAGCGUUCGUCGGAGGACUGGUUUUAUCAGGAGGAAUACAUACUGAGAGAACCCUACAUCAGGUCGAGCCGAUCCGGAACAUAUUUGCUGCUCUAUUCUUAGCAUCCAUCGGGAUGGUCAUGCAUCCGAUCUUUUUGUGGCAACAUAAAGAUAUUCUUCUUGCGUCUCUGGCCGUUGUCUUCUUCGGAAAAACUUGUCUAUUCGCCGGCGUGGUUCGAGUUUUUGGAUAUGGUGGGAAGACCUCCUUGAGUGUAGGCAUUGCUUUGGCACAAAUCGGAGAGUUUGCGUUCAUCCUCUUGAGCCGAGCUCAAGGCUUGGGUUUGGUUUCCAAGAAGCUAUAUCUGUUGCUAAUGGGUACGAGUGCUCUUAGUUUAGUCCUCACGCCGUUCGCCUUCAAGAUUGUGAUUCGAUUGAUGUCAGCUGGACAACCAGCCUUCCGCAAAGGAGCGUUAAAACCUGCACACAGCUUCGGUGUUCAGAGUUUGCAAGUUAAUAAAGGGCAUGUAGACCCCCCAGUGAGAGGGCAGGAUAUUGCUGAACCUCCCUUCUGGUCAUUGACGAGUCCGAGUAGUGCUAUUACUGAGAUCAAGACCAAGGACAGUGAUGAGCCUUUGCGCAUUUUCAGCGAACCGGAACAGCUGGUGGAAAUACGGGAUAUGGAGGAUGGUCGGGGAGACUAUACUUCAUCACCUGCGGGACUGGUGCUGCGGAGACCGUUACACCACGUCGUCAAUGGGAAGUGGACCGAAUGGAAGAAGGAAUUAGAAGAACAUGAAGUAGAUGACCAUAGGAGAUAGGGAUAUUAUUUUUUCGGUGUACUUUCUAUCGUAGUCAUCUAGCUCCACAUUAUUAUGCUUAGCAAUCCUGACAAAAUGGUGUUAUUCACGCACCCCGGGACAGCUAGAGAUUACUCAAAGGGGCACUUCAAUUUUGAAAUGUACAUGAUCCUUGAAAUGUGAAUAUUAGACAGAAGGGUAACAGAGCCACUUAAUUCACAACUUCAUUGUUCGAGUUGCAACAAUUUUGUACCGAAUGUAA
Marchantia polymorpha subsp. ruderalis is the source of this 3482-nucleotide messenger RNA. The record is from the annotation of a GenBank genome assembly. Lineage: Eukaryota; Viridiplantae; Streptophyta; Marchantiopsida; Marchantiales; Marchantiaceae.